AUGACUCAGAGAAAGAUCGCUGGUGUUCUAGGUGCAACCGGUUCUGUCGGUCAACGGUUCAUCCUGUUGCUGUCGAAUCACCCAACUUUUGAGUUGAAAGUGCUGGGGGCCUCUUCACGAUCUGCAGGGAAGAAGUACGUCGAUGCUACCAACUGGAAACAGACGGAUUUGAUGCCCGUGUCCGCUGAAAACAUCAUCGUCAGCGAGUGUUCCGCAGAGGCUUUCAAGGACUGUGACAUCGUCUUCUCAGGGUUGGACGCGGAUUACGCUGGGCCCAUAGAGAAAGAGUUCAGAGAGGCCGGGCUUGCUGUCGUUUCUAACGCUAAGAACUACAGAAGGGAACCCGAGGUGCCACUAGUUGUGCCCAUCGUCAACCCUGAACAUUUGGAGAUCGUGGAGACCGCCGUCAGCAAAGCCAAAGCGGAGGGUAAGGCGAAACCCGGGUUCAUUGUGUGCAUUUCAAACUGUUCCACUGCAGGGCUUGUUGCCCCAUUGAAACCAUUGGUUGACAAGUUCGGGCCCAUCGACAUGUUGACUACAACUACGUUGCAAGCCAUCUCAGGUGCAGGGUUCUCCCCUGGUGUCCCCGGGAUUGACAUCUUGGACAACGUCAUCCCAUACAUCGGUGGUGAGGAGGACAAGAUGGAGUGGGAGACCAAGAAGAUCUUGGGCCCACUCGCAGAGGACAAGUCUCACGUCCAACUGUUGACCCCAGACGAGAUCAAAGUAUCCGCACAGUGUAACAGAGUCGCUGUUUCUGACGGGCACACCGAGUGCAUCUCGCUGAGGUUCAAGAACAGACCAGCCCCAUCCGUCGAAGACGUCAAACAGACGCUGAGAGACUACGUCUGUGACGCCUACAAAUUGGGCUGCCACUCUGCUCCAAAGCAGACCAUCCACGUCUUGGACCAAAACGACAGACCUCAACCAAGACUGGACAGAAACAGAGACGCAGGGUACGGUGUUUCCGUUGGCAGAAUCAGAGAGGACCCUGUGCUGGACUUCAAGAUGGUCGUGCUCUCGCACAACACCAUCAUCGGUGCUGCCGGGUCCGGUGUCUUGAUCGCUGAGAUCUUGGCCGCCAAGAACAUCAUUUGA
Molecule: messenger RNA, 1098 nt
Organism: Huiozyma naganishii CBS 8797
Lineage: Eukaryota; Fungi; Ascomycota; Saccharomycetes; Saccharomycetales; Saccharomycetaceae
Gene: HOM2
Product: aspartate-semialdehyde dehydrogenase
Exons: 1
Coding region: 1-1098 (365 amino acids)
Biological process (GO): L-threonine biosynthetic process
Molecular function (GO): NAD binding; aspartate-semialdehyde dehydrogenase (NADP+) activity; NADP binding
Source: RefSeq, a predicted model, not a curated record